Molecule: messenger RNA, 664 nt
Organism: Phanerochaete carnosa HHB-10118-sp
Lineage: Eukaryota; Fungi; Basidiomycota; Agaricomycetes; Polyporales; Phanerochaetaceae
Exons: 3
Coding region: 78-425 (115 amino acids)
Biological process (GO): 2-oxoglutarate metabolic process
Source: RefSeq, a predicted model, not a curated record
CGGGGACUGUAGGCGCUUGCCUUCGUGUCGUUCCCAGUCCGGAGGACAUACACCUUGAUCCUAUACUACCCUCGGCCAUGCGUCCUUCACUACGUCUCCUGAAUGCUGCCUCGCACAGAGUGCACAAACCACUUAUUCAAUUUGUUGGAAAGCGGCAAUGGCCCUCAACACCGGAACCUCAGCACCCACAUCCGUUCGCGCCCACUGAGCUCCAAAACGCGUUCUCAGACUUUCUGAACAAGUUUAAGGCUUCUGCAUCUGCAGAGGGCUCCUCUCAGUCUUCGAUGGCUGCGAGCUCCGCCAGUGGCAAGAACGGAGAGACCGUGCAGGUGUUCACGGACUUCUGGCAAGCCCCGGAAAGGUUAUGGAGACGGCGAAUAUCGGAAGAGGAGAUUGAGGUUAUUACAAGCGGAGGGGCAUACUAGGUGCCAAGUCCGAUAACGGCCGACGUCCAAGUAAACUCCUGUACUGCUGAUAGCUCACCGGCCUCCUCGCAUGAUUCAUAGUUUUCACUUGUGUCGCGACAAGCUGUCCCAGGUGUUUUGACCUCCUUGUAGCGUCAGCCUUUCACCAGAAACGUUCGACGCUGGAGUCUAUCACGCUGGAUCCUUACAGUGUGCUCCUAGGAGUCUAGGACGCGAUCAUAAUGUUACGCGAUCAUAAU